Molecule: messenger RNA, 6567 nt
Organism: Salarias fasciatus (jewelled blenny)
Lineage: Eukaryota; Metazoa; Chordata; Actinopteri; Blenniiformes; Blenniidae
Gene: wtip
Product: WT1 interacting protein
Exons: 8
Coding region: 606-2720 (704 amino acids)
Biological process (GO): negative regulation of hippo signaling; cytoskeleton organization; regulation of DNA-templated transcription
Cellular component (GO): P-body; nucleus; transcription regulator complex
Molecular function (GO): transcription corepressor activity
Source: RefSeq, a predicted model, not a curated record
AGCCCGGCAGCCCCUUGCUGAGUUGGUCGCAAUCAUUGUUUCUCUGCAGCAUUAACCACAUUCCAGAGAGGCGCAGCGCAUCCCGUCUCCCUCCCCGCAUUCCUUUUACGCGAACGAGUCCCCUGCGCAAAACGGCGUUUUAUUCCGAGUUUCGCCCUCCCGGCGCGCUCGGACCCGCACACAAAAGAUAAUCUCCGCGUGCGCGAUUAUCCAGACUACUUUGGAUUCUCGCACGGGCGCGGAAAGAUAAAUCUAGAGGAAAAACCAACAAGGAGAAAUUCCUCCGCGCAGCGCGCCAUUGACUGUAAAGACCUUUCAACUUAACAAAAACUGAAGUUGACAAACGUAUCCCCGUCGGCUGAAACUGUGAGAAAGAGUUUGUUUUUUCGCCGGAGCGGGGGAAGCUGGGGAAGACGAUGCGGCUCGCCCGGGAGGGUUUGUCGGCGCGUUUGCGGUUUCGCGAGUGAAUGAGCGAGCGGCGGCGGUGCGGCGGCGUUUUGUUUUGAUUUCCAUGUGAAAUGCAAUUAGUGCUCCGCGGCGCUCGCUAGUUUGGGUCGCGGAGCGCAGCACCACUCGCAACUUGUUUCUCGCCUCGGGAGCACAGCAUGGAGCACUACCAGGAGGAUCUGGGGCUCCGGGCCACUCAACUGAUGGAGGACCUCUCCCUGUACGAUGCCUACAAAGACGGGAUGUACGGCGCGCGGAGAGACUUGGUGAUCAGCCCCGAUCUGGACUUUUCUGCGCCGGCGGUCGCGGAGCACAAAACUAAGCCGAUGAAUGGCACCUCCGUGCUCCACCAGCAGCAUCACACCGUGGAGAAUUUCACGUCUGGGAAUAAAGUGUACAGCGCGGCUCCGGUGCGCCCGGUCAACUGCGCCCGCACGGUGCCGGUGGACUUCUGCGCCCCGCAGCGGGACGCGGGUUACACCGAGGAGGGCUGCUGCACCAAAUCCGAGGUGGCCCUGCCGUGCUACACGGGCGCCUCCGAGAGGCACAGGAGGUACUCUCUGGAGGUGCAGGGCCACAGGUACAGCACCGGCUCCACCUUCGACGGCGUGCCCCUCAACAAACCGGCGGCUCUGCCCGGCAACAGGUGCAACAGCGUCUGCAUCACCAGCAACCACGACGGGAGGUACAACGCCACCAGCCCGCGGUCCAGCCUGGCGUCCUCCCUGUCCUCCCAGGAGCAGAGCAAGCACGCCAGCCCCAGGUCGAGCAUCAGCAGCCCGCGGAGCAGCCUGGUGGUGCCGGGCCAGGACCGCUACACCAGCCCCAGGUCGAGUCUGGUCCACUGCGAGGGCAGCAGCGUCCUCAGCCCCAGAUCCAGCUAUGCAAGCACCGCCAGCGACACGAGCAAGCACUCCAGCCCCAGGACCAGCCUCAACAGCUGCGACUGCUGCAGCAAGCCCAGCAGCAACCGCACGAGCGGCAUCAGCAUGGGCUACGACCAGCGGCACAUCAGCCCCCGGUCCAGCACGGCCAGCCAGUACUCCUUCACCACCAGCCCGAGGUCCAGCUACUCCGACUCCCGGUACGGGCCCGUGGUCAACCACGACCUGGAAGGGGCCAUCCUGCACGCGGCGCCGCUGGCCAGCCCCCGCUCCAGCAUCUGCAGCCAGGACGGCGGCGGCGGCGGCGCGAGACCGGGCACCGCCGCCAACUGCGUGGUGAGCCCGCGCUCCAGCAUCUCCAGCCACAGCUCCAGGAGCUCCCGCAGCUCGCGGGGCUCGAUGAGCACCUACCCGGACCUGCAGCUGCCCUCGCCCCGCUCGUCCAUGCUGGGCAGCAGCCUGCACGAGGACACGCUGCUGCAGGAGUUCGGAGACUCCAACGGGAUCCAAAGCCGCAUCCACCUCCAGGGGCUGUCCACCGUGCCCGAGCCGCAGCAGCAGGCCGGCCACACGGUGGAGUUCAGCUACGGGAUGUCCUCGAAAGCUGCGCCCUCGGGUCAGAGGUUCAAGCUGCCUUACCAGGUGACCCCCAGCCGGGAGAGCGGGCCGAGCCAGGCCGAGAAGCGGCUGGAGGCGCUCACCCUGGAGCUGGAGAAGGAGCUGGAGAUGCACAUGAAGAAGGAAUACUUUGGCAUCUGCAUCAAGUGUGGGAAGGGUGUGUACGGGGCCAGCCAGGCCUGCCAGGCCAUGGGGAACCUGUACCACACAAACUGCUUCACCUGCUGCUCCUGUGGGAGGCGGCUGCGAGGCAAGGCGUUCUACAAUGUCAAUGGGAAGGUGUACUGCGAGGAGGAUUUCCUGUACUCCGGGUUCCAGCAGACGGCUGAGAAGUGCUUUGUGUGUGGUCACCUCAUCAUGGAGAUGAUCCUCCAGGCACUCGGCAAGUCCUACCAUCCUGGCUGUUUCCGCUGCGUUGUGUGUAAAGAGGGUCUAGAUGGAGUGCCUUUCACCGUGGACGUCGAGAACAACAUCUACUGUGUCAAAGACUACCACACGGUUUUUGCUCCCAAGUGUGCCUCAUGCAGCCAACCCAUCCUUCCAGCCCAGGGCUCUGAAGAAACCAUCCGGGUUGUUUCUAUGGACAAGGACUACCAUGUGGAGUGUUACCACUGUGAGGAUUGCGGCCUGCAGCUAAAUGACGAGGAGGGCCACCGCUGUUAUCCACUGGAGGGCCACCUGCUCUGCCACGGCUGCCACAUCCACCGGCUCCAGUCGCAGGUCCCGGCCCACCCGCCGCCCAGCUACCCUCUCCACGUCACCGAACUGUGAGCAGGCUGGGGGGAGGACCGCGCUCCACCUACCAGGUGAUCUGGGACGCCGGAAGAGGGCCGAAGACAGACAGACAAACAAACAAGCUAAAAAAAAAAAAGCACCCCUCUUCAGCAGUUCCAGGAAAGCCUCUGUGUGACCCUCUGAGCCACAGCCCCCACCCUCCCCCACCCCACCGUCCCCGGUGGGAUGGCCGGGCCGCGGACGGACUCACAGUCCAGCUCCCACCACCAGCCCCCUGUCACAUGGCAUGGCUGGGGGACAAAAAAAAAAAAAAAGAAGGGUCCCCCCUCGUCCUCCAUUUGAGGUCCUGUCCUCCCCUCGUCCCCCUGAGUGCCUAACCCUGAAAGCCACCGCGGCGGCGGCGGCUCGCCCAGAGGCCCCCGCUGACGUCACUCCUCCUGACCCCUGCACAUUCAUCAAAGAGAGGGUUUCUGGAUGGGAUCGGAGCAGGGAAGGCGGACUCUCCCUCUCUCUCUCUCUCUCUCUCACCCCGCUUCCCUCCCUGCCGUUCCCUGUUUUUCAUUCCUGCGCUCUGACUGAAGUGAAUUCGCCGGUGCUGUCACGUCUGAGAACUGCGCUGACGUCGGCGUCAGGAAAGGCCGGAGGGAGCGAGCCGCCGCAUUCCAGCGCUGGCCGGACCGGACGGGCCCGAGGGGCGGGCAUGCUGUGCCUUCAGAGCGGGCUCCCUCUCUCUCUCUCUCUCUCUCGCUCUCUCUCUCUGUGCAGCUCCCCAACUCUGAAAUGAAGCCCCGCGAACAAGGCUAUGCAACGGACACCCCGGCGUCACGACGCGAGGCCGCUCGCUGCUCGCCGCGCCGCCGUAACAGAUGCACUGUAGCACCACGAGCCCGGAGGACCGACUGACAUUCCACGUAGAAGUCUGAGACGACACCUCGAGAGAUUCACAAGCAGUGUCUUAAUUAAUGAUUAUAUUAUGACAGAAAAAAAAAGAAGAAAAUUUUAGAUGCACAUAGAUUGUCUUUUAUAUAUGAAUAUAUAUUUUGCAGAUGUUUUCCACAUAAGAUUCUAGAUGUAGAUUUUUUUUUUUUUUUAAUGUUUCUGCGCUGGUGUUGGAGGUGAGGCUGUCGGUGGAGCAGUCUGAAGCCUCCGCAACGUUUAGGUCUGUCGUAUCAUUUCUCAUCCAGGACACGGAGCCUUCUUUAAGCCUCUCAGUGGGUCAGAGAUCCACAGGCUUCGUCUGAGCAGACUGAACUCAAAUAGCAUUUGCUUCGCUUUGAGUACCUGGCAUAAAUUUAAUCUUUUGCACAAGGCUCUUCAAUUUACUCAUUCAAUAGCUUGAUCAGCCCUCCUUUCAUCUGUACAUCGUUGAUCAUAGUAAUUUUCUUCAAAGUAAGCAAAGGAAUGCAACCUGAAAUAGUACUAGUGCCAACUAGCUUUCAUGAAAUGCAUAGUUGAGCACAAAGUUCCAAUGUAGAGAGUGGAGUCGACCCUGAGCUGGAAGACUUUCUGACUUUUCCCUCAACAAGUGCUCCAGAAGUGUUUCCCUGUCGCGAGUUCGCAAUAAGCAGCUGUUCCAGGUGGCUCAUUUCUGUUUAUCUUCAUUUUGAUGCAGAAAACAAACAUUUUAAAGGACGUCUAUGUAAAAAAAAAAAAAAAAAAAACCUCGCCAAGAGGCUAUUGUCCUUAUGGCAUUAUUGGAUUUGGGUGACUGUUGGCAUGACGCCUGUAACCACGUUAUCAGAAACACAGCAGCUGGUGAAACCAGAAUAUGAUGACUAUGCUGUAUAUUACAGUUUGUAUAUAAUAUGGAAAAAUAUUUUCCUGACUUUUGGCAAUCCAAAAGAUUUUAUAGGGACAGUGAGUGUUCAAAGAAAUGGAGGAAGAACAGAAGGGAAUCACAGCAAACGGUCACCAUAUCGGGGAAUUACUGAGACUCAAUACUGAGAUUAAGAUUUAUCUUAAUCUUAAAACCUUAAGUAAGAGAUUAGCGGGGAAUAAAAGAAAUGAAAGAUUUAUCUCUCUUGGUGGAGACGCUCGGCAGCGAGUUGUCAGCUCAUGGCAGCGAAAAACCGCCAUCUGUCACUCUGAGAAGAAAUCAUUUGCUUUACAAAAAUAUUCAUGAGCCGUGUGGAGAUGUGUUUAAUGACGGGGGAAACUCUGGGAGGGAAAGGCUCACGAUCUGCUGUGCUGGAGCGGCGCUCUGUUGGCAGGCAGUGGAUUGUUAUGCAGGUGAGCGUACAAAAUCUCAACGUGAGUGAUUCUUUUUUUUUCUUUUUUUUUUUUUGUCCAAGCAGGAAGCAGCUGCAUUCCUUCCAAAUUCCUUUUUUCGGUCAGGCAGACAUCCCCCUGCUUCUUCCUGUCAGGUACUCAAAGCGGAAUCAAACAUAUCUCGCUGUUAUCUGCAAAUGCCGUUUGCCGGAGGUCUGCUCAGGACGCGGCUUCCUGGUGUGUUUUUCCAGACACUGUUCCUCUGUUAGUGUUUAUCACGCGAGCACAUGGUGCGCCGCACUGUGAGGAAACCUCCGCCUGUCCGCAUGCCUUAAGACAGAACAGGUAUGUCUGUGCGUCCUCGCUCUGAUCUGCAGUCAGGCCUGCUGUCGUGCUGUGUGUGGGAGAAGAGGGACGUGGCGGCGUCUUCCUGAAAACACGGAGCUGCUGGUCCGACACGUGGCUUUCAGGGAGAGCCCUCCCCUCAGGGUGUGUGUGUGUGUGCGCGCGUGUGUGUGUGAGACUGCAUGACUGUGUACUGUGCGUGUUUGUAUAUGUGUAUAUAUGCAAAAGGAAAACCUGCAUACAUGAGACAAAAAAAUGAUUAAAAAAAAAAAAAACCCCACACACACACACUUGAAGCCUUGAGCUGUGUAGGUGCUGGAAAAUUCUGGUCACCCUCCUCCCUGCUGGACUCACUGUGUUUGCUCUAAUCGGCGCUCCAUCACCUCUAAAACUGCAAAUCAAUACCAAUUAUGUGCUUUGUUAAACCCUGAGAGUGUGCACCUAUGGCAGGUCCAUGGCACACACACACGCGCACACACACACACACACACACUCACACAAGCACACAGCUGAGCACAGUGAGUCCUGCCGGCUCUGGUAAAACUCCACCUUGACGGUUGGCGGUUGUGCGGAUGCUCCAGUAGCCGAACCAUCAACCCGUCACUGUAGCAAACUUCUCUUCAAACUGCAGCCGACUCCUGCGAACGCUGUUCCGGCUCCUGUUCAUACUGUAAAGCUGCAACACGCGCAGGUCUGACGAAAUACGAAAUACUACUGAAUGUGUCCCAGACAGAGACUGAAGCAGAGACUGAAGGCAGGGCCGAACCCCGUGCUAAUGUAACCCCCCCCCCCCCCCCCCCCCCCCCCCCCCCAACGUCAUGAGAUUCCUUUGAAUGUAAAAAAUAAAUUGGUGUUUGUAACAGCAGAAGAGGAAAGGACUGCAUACUGUAUGAGACAUUCCCCGUGUUUGUUCAGGUGUUGAACCUCCACUGUGUACAGGGGUCAAGUAAUGUGUGCUAUACUUGAAGACUGAGACAUUUCCUGAAUUUCACCUGCACAAAGGCAACAAGGCCAGAGCUUCUCCCUGUCUUAAACAAACAAAACAUGUCUUAAUUCACCUGUUUGAAAGUACUACUUCAGUUUCUUCAGUUUAUCAUAGCACACAUUUAGUUACCCUGUACAUAAAGAAAGAGGCUAGGUUUUUUUUUUUUUUAAUUUUCUGUCAAACGUCACUUGGAAAGAGAAGCCGUCGUCUUCUCCUACUGGUAGUUCCAAUAAGCACAUCUCGACACCUGUCACACAUCUUUUAUAUCUCUAAGUGUUUUGAUUACCUAGAUGGUUCAUUUAAAAAAAAAGAAAAAGAGGAAAAAAAAAAGGAAACUAGAUCUAU